UCGGGCUGCGAGGACACGGAGACGUCAGUGCCCCAGGCAGGACACGUGGUGUCCUUGUCCCCCCCACCUGGGGGAGUGCUCACCGGUGGAGCCACUCGCUGCGCGCUCCCUUGAGAGUGAGAGCUGCAGCUCUGUCGCCUUCCUCCCUGACACCCAAGAAGCACUAUGGGGUGCCGGGGCCCGUGGCCGCUCUGGAGAUGGGUGCUGUGGGGGUUCUGGGUGCUGCCAGCCGGGGAGGUGAAGGGGCAGCUCCUUGUGCCCACGCUGGACCCCUCCGAGUCGGGCAGCAUCUCCCAGGUGUCCGACAGCAGCAGCGCCGAGCUGUCCCCAGGGCUGCCCGUGUGCCGGGAGCCGCCCGCAGCCGCAGCCGCAGCCGCACGGGCAGCGCUCCCCUCGCCCGCCGGCCCGACCGCCGCCCCCGCGGGCACACAGAGCUCAGGGAUCCUGGUGCCACAGGCAGCAGCGGGAGGGCUGGUCCCAGCUGGAAGCACUGGCGAGCAGGAGGGGCCGCCCAGCCCGGCAGCCCUCCCUGGGGGUCCAGCAAUGCAGGGCAGCCCCCAGGCAGGGUCAGGGGCUGGGGUCUCCUCUCCAGGUGCUGCCGGCCACCCAACCAGCCUCCCUCCAGCUCCCAUCGCCACUUGGCACAUGCAGCCUCUGCCCUUCAAGCCCCAGCCUGCCAGCAUUUCUCAGGAGACAGCCAGCCCCAUGAAGAUGGCAGCAGCUACAGUCAGUCCCCCCAACACAGAGGGAGCCAGCAUGGCAGCCCCACCACCUGCAGACCCCCCAAGUGAAUCCCUGGCGAAGGUCACCUUUUCCUCUACCACCAUGGGCACCAGCAAGGCUACAGAGGCAGGGACACGUGCCUUACCCAAGAGUGACCACAGCGCCUCACAGGACCCUCCUGGGCCUCCUGCUCAGCUGCCUCCAGCCCUUUUGCCCCAGCUUCCCUAUGAUGCUGUGCUGGGCACAGAGGAGACGCUUCCCCCCAGCCACAGCACAGCCCUGGGCACUGCUGGACAUGGGCUGCCUGGAGACAACGCUGUCACCCAGCCCCAGGCCACCACACGAGCUGUGGGCACGCUGGCUACAGGGAUGGAUGUCAUAGCUGGAGAGCACAUCCCACCUUUGGGAAGCACCAGUGCUGAGCUGGUGUCCAUCAGGAAUGAGGCCAGUACCAAAGCCACAGCAGGCACUGCCAUCCCAGAGACCAAGGACACACCACAGGGGCUCAGCACGAGUCUGUUCCCCCAUGCAGCUCUCAGUGACCCUGAUGGUCCUUCUCCAAGGCCCUUUCCACACUCCAUGGGCUCUCUGCUCCCUCAGUCCCUCUCAACAGGCCUUGGGACUACCACAGCAGAGGCAGCUGCAGGUGCAUCUCCUUCAGCCACUCCCAGCAUGGCCAUGCCUUUGUCCCUCAUGGGCACCAGUGGAGCAAAGCCAGACAAGGCCCCUCAAGCUGCUGCUGCUGCACCACCUUCCAUCACUGCGUUUGGCAUCGAUGUUCCCCCUCUCCUGGAAGGCAGAGCCAAUGUAGGGAUGGCUCUGGAGGUGUCCCCAUCCAGCAUCCCCCAAGAGAUGACAACAGUCAUGUCCCCAGUGUCCCUGACGGCGCUACUGCAAGCAAUGGGGGCCUCAGGUGACCCCCAGCCCGAUGGCAGCACCACAGGACGAGCAAUGGGGAUGGGGUUCCUGGAGGUGAGCAUGGAGGAGAACCCAGGUGCCAGUGCAGCGGGGCCAACUCCCACCCACACGACUGUCACUGCCAGACCACCCCCAGAGCCACCUGCCACUGAGGACAAGCCCACAGCUGGGAUCACCUCGCUGGCUGUGGGCCACACAAGUGUGCGAGGGGCUACAGCUGCAUCCUGGACAGGUGCCACAGGUACCACUGCCCAUGUGGAGACCCCCCGUUCUGAGAGCAGCACCGAGGGUGCAGCACCCUCAGCCAGCUCCAGCAGCACCUAUGGCCCCGACUCCAAGGCCACUGGCACAAGCCUGGCCACCAUGCUGGCCACCACACCAUCCACCAGCACGUUCCCCAGCAAUGCUAACCUGCCAACCACCUCUACAGGCUGGGAGACCUUUGUGACCAGGGCCACCACAGCCAUGCCACCUGCCACAGCAGGGGCCACCAGCACCAGCAGUGCUCCAUCCCUGGCUGUAACACACAGCGAGACAAGCGGAGGAAACAACAGUGCCAACACUGCCACUGCUGCCACCACCGGCACCACUGCAGGGAACACCACUGCCACCACGGGGAACAGCACUGCCAACACUGCCAACACUGCCACCACUGGCACCACUGCAGGGAACACCACUGCCACCACUUCAGACAAGACCAGAGCCACCACUGCAGGGAACAGCACAGCUAUUGCACCCACAGCCCCAGUGAGCCCAGCCAAGGAGGCAGGGAGCCUUCCAGCCCCAGGCACCACAGCACCAGUGAGACCACGAGCCACCACCAGCCCUGUCACCACCCUGUCUCAUGGCUUUGGGACACAGAGAGGACCAUCCACCGAACUGAGCACAUCUGCCCACACCAUCCCGGGGCACAGAGCUCCUGCACUUGAGCCCCAACCCACCCAUGAGCUUAUCAAGCCAGCAACUUCACUCUACCCCUUUGGCGUGGAAGGAGGGGACCAAGAGUAUGUCCGGAGGAUGGUGGAUUUUAACUCACCCCUGUUCAAGCCAGAAAUUGGAUUUCCCUUUGGGAAGUCACUGCGAGAUGCUCUCUAUUUUACAGAUAACGGACAGAUCAUUUUUCCACCCACGGACAACUAUGUCCUGUCCAACCCCAACCCCCCUCCCUGGGGCUUCACUGGCCGGGAGAGCCUUCCAAUGGUGGCUGCCUUUUGGGACGAUGCAGACUUUUCCAAGGGUGUUGGCACCACCUGGUACCAGGAGUACUCUACACUCAGCUCUACCCGAGACCCUGUUGUCCAAGAUGUGGAAGCAAAGAUUGAGAAAUACCUGAAAAUCCCCUAUGUAGCAAAAUGGACCUUGAAGGUGACGUGGGAGAAUGCUCCAGCAUACCCAUCCCGGAGGGAUGACACUCAGACGAGCACCUACCAGGCAGUGCUCACCACGGAUGGGAGCCGCUCCUUCGCCCUGCUGCUCUACCAGGACGGCGGGAUGCGCUGGGACUACACCAAGCUGGCUGCAGCCAACGUGCUCAUCGGCUUCUCCAGUGGCAAUGGCUAUGCCCAAAACAACAAGCUGACUCAGAAGCCACCAGCUGUCAAGUACCGACCAGACCAGUACAGCAGCACCGGCUCUGAUGUGCGUGGGCUGUGGAUUUACAGGCUGGACAGUCGCUCCCGGGUGAAUUACAGGCUGCAGUGCCUGGCGUGGCUGGACACAGAGCCAGCGCCGGCCACCUGGAACAGGCAGCUGCCACCAUGCCCCUGCUCCCGGCCCCAGGCAGAGCUGGAUCCCCGCUACCACUGGAGCAGAGGCCCAGAGGACACCUCGGUGAGGAUGCUGCGCACUGUGUCCCCCAGCCCAGCUGGAGCUGGGGUGCGAUGUCUGUACCAAGGAGGGAGCUUGCUCGAAGGCUGGCAGGAGAGGACAUGGAGCCUCCCCUUCCACACUGCCACUGACAGGGAGCUGGAAGCAUUUGACUGGUGCUGCCGGCGUGUGGGGAAGCCCCUGUUCUGUGCCAGGUUUGCUGAGAAGAGACCAAGGGUUGGCUGUGAAGGAUAUGUGCCACCCACCCCCGCUGGCGCCUUCGGGGACCCUCACAUCACCACUCUGGAUGGACUCACCUACACCUUCAAUGGGCUUGGGGACUUUGUCCUGCUGCUGGCCAGUGAUACCCAGACCAGCUUUGUUUUGCACGGGCGCACAGCACAGACUGGCAUGGCCCAGGCCACCAACUUUGUGGCUUUUGCUGCCCAAUACAUCUCCAACACCACCACAACAGUUGAGUGGACCUUGGGGAGCCAGGAUGACAUCCAAGUCCUCCUGAACAAUGAAACCAUCCAGUUUUCCUAUUCCCAAGACCUGGGUGACAAGGUUUACUACAGCCCUGGUGUCCUGCUGGUCAACAGCUCCUCUGUCACGGCCGUGUUCGACGGGACCGUCGCUGUCUCUGUCGCGGCCGCCUCUGGGAUCCUCAGCGUGCUCUGCAGCCUGCCCGACUGGUACCGCAGCAGCACCAGGGGCCUCCUGGGUGUGUGGGACCAUGACCCUGCGGAUGACUUCCAGAUGCCCAAUGGUACCAGCAUCCCUGUGAACAGCAGUGAGGAGGAGAUCUACAGCUAUGGGAUGACCUGGGCUGUUGGGGAGCACAGCCUGUUCACUCAGCCUCUGGACUCACCAGCACAGAACUUCACACCCUUCUUCUUGUCUCGGCUGCGGCAGGAGGAUGAAAGCCAGUACCAGCUGGCAGCCUCGCAGUGUCACGGCAGCAGGGAGUGCAUCUACGAUUCUCUGAGCACAGGGAACUUGGCCCUGGGUCUGGCCACCCAGAGCCUUGCAGCCGACUUCCAGCAGAGGAAGACAGCUCUCAAUGCCUUCCCUCCUGUCAUCACUGGUGAUGCAUCAAUCACAGCCUUCAGGACAGAGAAGGUCAGAAAGCAGUACCAUGCCUUGGGGGUCGGUGCACGCUUCAUUCCCCAUCUCUCACCAGAGCUCAACAUAUCAGAGAAUGGCACCCUGAUAUGGGAGCCCCGUGGGAUCGCCCCAUUCACCAUCAACCUGGAGGCUGUUGGGUCCAACAACAUCUCUGCACUCCUCCAGCUCCACUUCACCCUUUGCAGAUGCAGCAGGAGCCAGGAGUGUGACUACAGCAACACUGUCACUCUCAGGGAGUCUUCCUUGCAGCUGGCAGCCUGCAGAUGCGAGAGCGGCUACUCGGGUCCCUUCUGCCAGAACCCUCCGGAGCCCUGCUCCCAGGGAUGCUUCCCUGGCGUGGGAUGUGACCCUUCCAGCGGCUGUGGGCCCUGCCCACCUGGCCUGACAGGGGAUGGGCAGCACUGCUCAGAUGUCGACGAGUGCGCGCAGGGGACGGAGUGCCCGGAGAACAGCACCUGCACCAACACCGUGGGCAGCUACAUCUGCUCCUGCCUGGCCAGUGAGCAGGGUGAGAGGCCAGGCUGUGGCUCAGCCUGCGGCUACCACUCCUGCCCUGAGGGCUACUGCAGCAACGGGGGAUGCUGCCACCUUCACCCCAUCACCUGCACCCCCACCUGCACCUGCCCCCCUGCUUUCACUGACCAGCGCUGCCAGGUGGCAGGGGGGGAUUUUCAGCCACUGCCCAGCACAGAUCUCCCUCGGAGAAGCAUCCAGAUGAAGAUCAAGACUCUGCAAAACACCACUGCUGAGGAAGUCAACAGCACUGUCUCAGCCAUCCUGGACUCCCUGGAGGUAAAGGCUUUCCAGAGCAACACCAACAUCACCCAGAUGACAGACGGCGAUGGCUUCACCUUCGUGGUGGUGUCGGAGUUUGCCUAUGACAGCCGCAGCUCCAUCAUCCGCUUCCUGAACGAGGAGCUGCCCGCAGCCGUCACCGGCGCCUUCAACGGGCGGCGGCGGCGGCGGGAGGCGGGCACGGGGCUGCUCUUCCAGCGCCUGCACCGGGACAACAUCACCGACCUGGUGAAGCUGACAGUGGAUGAGCUGAGGGACUAUUUCCCCUGCUCUCUGAAUGGCUACAAAGGCUACCAGCUCCACUACGUGGGGAGCAUCGGCUUCGUCUGCAUCUCCCCUUGCAAGAUGGGCUACUGCCAGCACGGUGGCCAGUGCCAGCACCUGCCCGAGGGGCCCACGUGCAGCUGCCUGCCCUUCUCCAUCUACUCCCCGGCCGGCGCUCGGUGUGAGUGGCUGGCCAUCAGCCUGGCUGCCUUCCUCGGCAUCCUGCUGGGGGCCCUGGCUCUGCUCUGCCUCCUGUUUGCCAUCGCCUGCCUGGCCCUGCACCUCUGCCGCCAGCACCGCCGCCAGCACCAGGGGGCCAAGGAGACCUUGUGGAGGACACGGCCCUUCUCCUCUUUGACGACGGCAGGAGAACAAGCAGAGCCCACCCUCUCCCACUCCCUGAAAAGGCACUGGAAACUGCAGCUCCAGGCCAUUGACCCCUCAGUGCAGAUCAGAAUCCAGAGACCCCACGUUAUGCCUCCAAACCAGUCCCUCCAGCAGCCCUAACCUGCCUCUGGUCCUUUCCUGGCACCUCCAGGCUCACAGAGGAACCAGACUCUGCUGCCUGCUCUGCUGCCUGCUCCCAAGAUCUCCAGCAGCAGCCACUCAUGGAAGCAGGGGACAGGCAGCUGCCUUUUGGGUUCUGGGAGGAUUCACUCUGGAGGGGUUUUCUGAAUGUGUGUUUAUGUUGGGUGACCAAAGCAGGAGGAUUUCACCUUCCCUUGAGGACCUGCAGAGACACCUGGGGUCACCCUUGAAUGUGUCUGCACCAGGGUAUAUGCUAGUGCAAUAUAACCAGACCCUGCAGAGCCCCCAAGAGCAGGGUCAGGUGGGGCAAUGCAGUGACUGUAAUCCCUUAGGAACCAAAUAGAAUAAACCAAAAAU
Molecule: messenger RNA, 6519 nt
Organism: Ficedula albicollis (Collared flycatcher)
Lineage: Eukaryota; Metazoa; Chordata; Aves; Passeriformes; Muscicapidae
Gene: MUC4
Product: mucin 4, cell surface associated
Exons: 32
Coding region: 166-6141 (1991 amino acids)
Biological process (GO): cell-matrix adhesion
Molecular function (GO): calcium ion binding
Source: RefSeq, a predicted model, not a curated record